Aspergillus puulaauensis is the source of this 2127-nucleotide messenger RNA. RefSeq names its product putative cell cycle control protein (Cwf19). Gene Ontology annotation, biological process: mRNA splicing, via spliceosome. The transcript has 2 exons. Gene Ontology annotation, cellular component: post-mRNA release spliceosomal complex. The record is from RefSeq and is a predicted model, not a curated record. Bases 1 to 2127 code for a protein of 708 amino acids. NCBI's taxonomy places the organism in Eukaryota, Fungi, Ascomycota, Eurotiomycetes, Eurotiales, Aspergillaceae.
AUGACGCUGGAGGAUUUCGAGAAAUCCCUUGCGGAGGAGCAAGAGCGCGAAAGUCGGCCGGAGAGGAGCGACAAGGAGAAGCAUCGUCACCGGCAUCACGACCGCGACAGAGACCGCCGAGACCGAGACCGAGACCGCAGCAGAGAGCAUCGACAUCGACAUCGCUCGCACCGUCACCGAUCGCGAUCCCGAGAGAAAGGCUCAGAUAGAGCCAGUGAAUCACGCAGGGAUGAUGGCGGUCAUCGGCAUAAGCGGUCGCGACAUUCCUCGGAUCAUGGAGACGACCGGGAUCACCACAAACGUCGACAUCGCGAGAGUCGCGAAGAGGAACAAUCCGCUCCCGCCGCAGAAGUAACCCAGGAAGAGCCUACACGAAUGAAGAGAGACGCAUGGAUGGAAGCACCAUCUUCCUUGGACAUUGACUAUGUGCAACGGCGCGAUAAAACACGUCUUGAGGAGGAAGCCAAGCCGCGAAUGCUGCAAGCGGACUUCGAACUUAAAAUCCACAACAGGGAGCUGAACACCCAUUUGCGAGACCUUAAGGAAGGAAAGGCUCUUGAAGAUAUUGAACAAGAGCCGGCCGAGCAUGAAGUGAAUUACACAUUUGGCGACGCAGGUUCCGGCUGGAGAAUGACCAAACUCAAAGGUGUAUACAGGGAGGCGGAGGAAAGCGGGCGUUCUGCGGAGGAGAUUGCCGUCGAACGCUUUGGCGAUCUGCGCUCCUUCGACGAUGCUCGUGAGGAGGAAGCUGAAUUGGAUAGACGCGAAACAUAUGGUGAAGGCUACGUUGGGAAGGAAAAGCCCACGGGCGAAUUAUUCCGGGAGCGAAAGCAAGAAGAAAACGUGCAUCGUGACCCCCAUGAGCAUCUCCGUAACCCUGAAAAGGAGUUCAGCGCCAGCGGGCAAGGAAAGCCAAUGGAGACCGAACCCCCAGCGCAAACCACGCAGCACCUCGAUCUGACGGCGCUAAACAAGUUAAAGGCGCAAAUGAUGAGAGCGAAGCUAAAAGGAGCCCCGGAUGCCGCUGAACUUGAGGAACAGUACAAUGCGGCCGCGGCAUCGAUGGCCAAUAAAAAGGAACCCGACGUCAUGGUGCUUGGUGUGAUGGAAAACAGAAUGCUCGCUGGAAAGAGAAACGAAGUCAAGAAUGUGGAAACAAAACGGGGCUUGGAACGAGGAAAGGUGGAAGAAAACGAGGACAUGACGAUUGAGGAUAUGGUCCAAGAGGAGCGCCGGAGUCGCGGCCAAUUUGGCGGGGAGGGUCGACGUCUAGCGGAGAGGAUCGCAAAGGACGGCAAAUUUGAAAAUGAUUUGGAGUAUAUGGAUGACAAUGCCUCCAAACUGGCCCGCCGGGUGCACCGAUCGGAGAUUGACCUCAAGAGCACCACGAUCGGCGAGCUACAGAAGAUGAACCGGAUUCUAGACAACUGCCCUCUAUGCCACCACGAGGACACGAACACACCCCCGAUUGCCCCGGUGGUAUCCCUCGCCACACGAGUUUACAUGACGCUUCCCACGGAACCCGAAAUCAGCCCUGGAGGAGCUACCAUUGUGCCGACCCAGCACCGAACCAAUCUGCUAGAAUGUGACGACGACGAAUGGGAGGAGAUCCGCAAUUUCAUGAAGAGCCUCACCCGCAUGUACCACGACCAAGGCCGCGAUGUGAUCUUCUACGAAAACGCCGCUCAGCCCCACCGCAAGAGGCACGCAUCUAUGGAAGCCGUCCCUCUUCCCUACAGUCUUGGGGAAACAUCCCCGGCUUUCUUCAAAGAAGCGAUCCUCUCCGCCGACGAGGAGUGGACGCAGCACCGCAAACUGAUCGAUACGCUAGCAAAGUCCAAACAGGGCCUAGGCCGGAACGCCUUCCGACGCACCCUCGCCAAGGAAAUGCCCUACUUUCACGUCUGGUUCCAGCUCGACGGUGGUCUGGGCCAUGUGGUCGAGGACUCAAAUCGGUGGCCGAAGGGCGAUCUCUUCGCGCGGGAAGUCAUUGGAGGGAUGCUGGACGCGGGUCCAGAGGUUAUCAAGCGGCAGGGACGCUGGACGAGGGGAGGGGACCGACGGGUUGGCGCGUUCCAGAAUCGAUGGAGGAAGUUCGACUGGACCAGGGUGCUUGUUGAGGGGUGA